AUGACAGAAGAUGGCAUCGAUGAUAAUAUGCAAGAGCCUUUGAUAGAGGAGGUUCCUGAUGAGACUGAGCCGAUGGAAGACAAUUUCACAGCGGGCAGCUACCCCUGGAACAUUCUGAUGUUCCCACGGGGGAACAGAGAAGGGACAAAUGCGGCUAUGUCGCUCUACUUGAAUGCGGCAGAUGCAGACACGGCUCCCUUAGGUUGGAUGAGGCGUGCAAGUUUCAAGCUCACUGUCGUCAACCAUCUCAGUCCAGAGCAGUCUUUCACCAAGCGUAAGCAGGCGGACCACAACUUUAGUGCUGGCGGGGUGGACUGGGGCUUCACAAGCUUCAUGAACUUGAGGGACCUGCUGGACCCCAAGAAGGGCUACUUGGUGGAUGACACGCUCACAGUGUCGAUGGACAAGACCGACAACCUCCACUAUGACAGCAAGAAAGAGACGGGAUUUGUCGGGCUGAAGAACCAGGGCGCCACAUGCUACAUGAAUUCCUUGCUGCAAUUCCUCUACAACAUCAACUACUUCAGGCAGGCAGUGUACCACAUGCCCACUGCAGAGGAAGACAUAGCCAAGAGCAUCCCUCUGGCGCUGCAGUCUCUCUUCUACAAGUUGCAAUUCGGCGAGUCAAGUGUGUCCACAAAGGACUUGACCAAGUCCUUUGGCUGGGACUCUUACGACGCCUUCAUGCAGCAUGAUGUGCAAGAGCUCAAUAGAGUGCUCCAGGAGAAGCUGGAGGACAAGAUGAAGGGCACAAAGGUGGAGGGGACAAUAGGGCAGCUGUUCGAGGGGCACAUGCACAUGUUCAUCGAGUGCAUAAAUGUGGACUACAAGAGCACGCGGCAAGAGAGCUUCAUGGACCUGCAGCUGGAUGUCAAGGGGUGCAAGCAUAUCUACGACUCCUUUGACAAGUACUGCGAGGUGGAGGUCAUGGACGGGCAGAACCAGUACAAGACAGACGACCAUGGUUUGCAGGACGCCCGAAAAGGAGUGCUCUUCGACGACUUCCCGCCGGUGCUGCAGCUGCAGCUGAAGCGCUUUGAGUACGACUUCCGCAGGGACAUCAUGGUCAAGAUCAAUGACAGGUAUGAGUUUCCGGACGAGCUUGACCUGGACUAUGAGCAUGGCAAGUACCUGUCGGAGAAUGCGGACCGCUCCGUGCGCAACCUCUACAGGCUACACAGCGUGCUCGUGCACAGCGGCGGCGUGCACGGCGGCCACUACUAUGCCUUCAUCAGACCAGAUGGCAAGCACUGGUUCAAGUUCGACGACGAGAAGGUGUCGGUGGAGGAUGCCAAGAAGGCGCUGAACGAGCAGUAUGGGGGCGAGGACGAGAACCCGCCGCCAGGCACCGGCUUCAACACCUUCAAGUUCACCAAGUACUCCAAUGCCUACAUGCUGGUCUACGUGCGCACGAGCCACUGGGACAAGAUCAUGUGUGAGGUGGGCAAGAGCGACAUCCAGGACCACGUGCGCAUGCGGCUGGAGGCGGAGAAGGAGGAGAAGGAGGCGCGGCGGCGCGAGAAGCAGGAGGCCCACCUCUACACCGUUUUCCGCAUCGUCACCGACGCUGACAUCCGCGACCAGAUCGGCCACAACCGCUGGUUCGACCUCGCCGACCAGGAGAAGGUGAAAACCUUCCGGGUGAAGAAGCAGAUGCUGUUCGGGGAGUUCAGGGAGCUGGUCGCUGAGGAGCUGGGGGUGCCCCUGGAGCAGCAGCGCUUCUGGACCUUCGCCAAGCGCCAGAACAGCACGCUCAGGCCGGCGAGAGCGCUGCAGCCGUCGGAGGAUGAGGCGCGGGUGACGGAUUUGAAGGACAGCCCGGUAAAUAACAGGCUGCAGCAGCCGCAGACCAUCGCGCUCUUCCUGGAAACCGCCAUUGGGCCCGCCAAGGAGCUGCCACCGAUCAACAAGAACAUGAUCCUCCUCUUCCUCAAGCUCUACAAGCCCAAAACGCAGACCUUGCGAUACGUUGGGCGGAUAUUUGUGUUGAAGACACAGAGAUUCGCGGACCUGUACCCGCUGCUGCUGAAGCGGGCGGAGCUGCCGGAGGACACAAAGCUGGCCAUCUAUGAGGAGAUCAAGUUUGAUCCGACAGUCAUGGUGGAGCUGCAGAAUCCCAACCACUCCCUGGCCAACGCUCAGCUGGAGGACGGGGACAUCCUCUGCCUCCAGGAGCAGCCCAGAGAGGAUGACAUGGAGGAGCUGCCCUACCCAACAGUCAAGGACUACCUGGUCUGGGUGCGCAACAGGAUGACAGUCACCUUCCGGCGGCUCGAUCAGCCCAAGGAGGCGGGCGUGGUGCUGGAGCUGAGCAGGGACCUGGACUAUGACGGCGUGGCGGCUGCGCUCACAGAGGCGCUGCGCAAGGCGGAGCAGGCCGAGGCGGCAGGCCUGACAGACCCGGCGCUGCUGCGAUUCACGGCGCAGCAGCCCUUCGUCAAUGCGCCCAAGCCGCAGCCCGUGAAAUGGCACGGCUUCGACACGCUCGCGUCCAUCAUGGUCCACUACAGCACCGUCCUGGAUACCGUCUUCUACGAGAUCCUCGACAUCCCCCUGCGCGAGUUUGAGCAGCUCAAAACCCUCAAGGUGCAGUACCAUGGGGAGAGGACGGAGCCGGUGAGUCAGCACGACGUGCGCGUGCCCAAGGACGACACGGUGGGCGACGUGCUGGAGGCGCUGCGCAAGCAGCUGCCCGAGGACAAGCGCCCCGCAGCCCUGCGCCUGCUCGAGGUCUUCUACAGCAAAAUCUACAAGGUGUUUGCGCCGGACGAGAAGAUCGACAGCAUUGAUGACCGGUACUGGCAGGUGCGCGCGGAGCCCAUCCCUGAGGAGGAGAUGGAGCCGCCGCAGAGCACGCGCCGCAUCCACGCCUACCACGUCAACCCAGACGCCACCAACAACGUGAACUUUGGGCACCCGUUCAUCCUGCAGAUCGGUGAGGAGGAGACACUAGCAGACAUCAAGCCACGAAUACAGGCGAAACUGGGCGUACCUGAGGAGGAUUUUGUCAAGUGGAGGUUUGCGUUUAUGGUCAACCUGCGGCAGCCGGAGUACUUGGAGGACGAGGAUGUGGUGGCGCUGCGCUUUGCGCGGCAGAGCGCGACGCACGGCGUCAGCACGGAGACCAGCUACCUGGGCCUGGAGCACGCAGAUACCGGCCCCAAGCGGCCGCACCCCAACAGCAACCGCUUCUCCCAGUACGAGCGCCCUGUCAAGAUCUACAACUGAGCCGCCGCCGCGGGUGCAUGCGCUCGCGAUGAGAGGGGCCUCUGAGGCAACGGCUGACACGUCAGCAACCGUCCUCAGUUGUUCCUGCUGUCGGUGCUGCAUGCGUGGCUGCGCUUUGAGAAGAGCAGGCGCUCCAACAGAGCUGUGGAGUGCAGUAGGCAAUGUCCUUGUCUUUAGCUGAUGUAUAAUAGGUUGUGUCCUUACAAGACGGGGGAAAACAAACUCGUUCGGAAGUGCCAAACCCGCCUGUCUUGGAGGGCUGGUGCUCUGUGCGAGCUAGGCAAUGUGCUGUCAAGUUCUAUUUGCUGGUCCUGAAAUAUGACCUGACUCCUUGCUAUUAAGCACCCUGAGGCGUGUGAGCUGUGACCCCUUGAGGUUUCUGCUGCAGCCCAGUAUGCUUUGCUUGCAAUUUGAAAGGGAUAUUAACACAAGCAUCCUGCCGGUCGACAGAGCUAAACAUGUGAUGCCCUAUAAUGACACACAAGUCUGACCAUGAUAUAAGUCCUUCGAAAUCCUUCGCCUUAAACAUCAUAUCAUGUAUGAUCUUAAGACUUAAGCUUUGAUGAA
Messenger RNA from Coccomyxa subellipsoidea C-169, 3795 nucleotides. RefSeq names its product cysteine proteinase. Gene Ontology annotation, biological process: protein deubiquitination; regulation of protein stability. Gene Ontology annotation, cellular component: nucleus; cytosol. The coding region runs from base 1 to 3228 and encodes 1075 amino acids. The record is from RefSeq and is a predicted model, not a curated record. NCBI's taxonomy places the organism in Eukaryota, Viridiplantae, Chlorophyta, Trebouxiophyceae, Coccomyxaceae. The transcript is spliced from 20 exons. Gene Ontology annotation, molecular function: cysteine-type endopeptidase activity; protein binding; cysteine-type deubiquitinase activity.